This is a messenger RNA of Phacochoerus africanus (Common warthog), 4318 nucleotides long. RefSeq names its product RAS p21 protein activator 3 (gene RASA3). Gene Ontology annotation, molecular function: GTPase activator activity. Bases 862 to 3033 code for a protein of 723 amino acids. The record is from RefSeq and is a predicted model, not a curated record. The transcript has 21 exons. Gene Ontology annotation, biological process: regulation of GTPase activity; negative regulation of Ras protein signal transduction; intracellular signal transduction. Lineage: Eukaryota; Metazoa; Chordata; Mammalia; Artiodactyla; Suidae.
CAGGCCAAGGAAGCAUCGCAAAACCAGGGCCAAGGAGACCAGUGAGUUACUGAACCGGGGGAAGAGGAAGAUGGAAGCCCCUCUGGAGCUGAGGUUUGGAAGGUCUGCUCAUCACGUUGUUGAAAAGGACCAGAUGCUCUCUUCCUUCCCGGGCCCAGGCUGGGCCCCUCCAGGACCACAGUCCCUGCUGGGCAGCGGUGGCCAAAAUGCACGCUCACAUCCCCAAGGGCCCCUCCCUGAGCCUCCCAGCCCUCCGACUCCCCCGAGGUCGCUUCAGCCUCGAGCCUUGCUUUGUGCUGUUGCAACACAAGUUCCAAAAGGGGUGAAGACAGUCGAGCUGCCACAGCGAAGUGCAGCCCAUUCACACCUCUGGCGGGACGGGAACUCCAGCCUCACAGCCGAUGCCCUGGGUGUGUCCUCUGUGUCCACAGCCAUCCACUUCCAAGGCCCUGGUCUUCCUAAGGCAUGGGAGUUCCGGGAGGAGAGGAGAUCUGUGGCCUCCCCGUACCCUCCAGGGACCCUGUGCUUCUCUUGGCUGCCUUCAGGCUGUCUGCCCUCUCAAUGGUCUCAGCUCCUGCUGGGGUGGGGGGUGUGUCUGUGUGUCUGUGUGUCUGUGUGCGCACGCACAGGGCCAGUGCUCGGUCUCCUGGGCUCCGGGUUUGCUCUGCGCUGACCUCUCGCAGAAGGAGCACAAGACAGCGAGGGCUCGUUCUACUGCCGCAAGCACGCCUCUGGCCACGUGCAGCCCCUCUGCAGGCCAGGCACCAACCCCUUCCUGUGAAAAUGCACAGGAGCCACUGGUGCUGUCUUCUCUCUUAAUUAAUAAACUUCUCGUCGAGCAGUUCUAUGCAGAAGAGUUGAAUGGAAAGUACCAAGAACCCAUGUGCUCCCGCCCGCAAGGGCAAAGUCCACCUGGAGCUAAGGCUGAGUGAGGUCAUCACCGACUCGGGCGUCGUCUGCCACAAGCUGGCCGCGCGCAUCCUGGAGUGCCAGGGCCUCCCCAUCGUGAAUGGGCAGUGUGACCCCUAUGCCACGGUGACAUUGGCAGGACCAUGCAGGUCAGAAGCAAAGAAAACAAAGGUGAAAAAGAAGACCAACAACCCCCAGUUCGACGAAGUGUUUUACUUCGAGGUGACCAGGCCCUGCAGCUACAGCCGCAAGUCCCACUUCGACUUUGAGGAGGAGGACGUGGACAAGCUUGAGAUCCGGGUGGACCUCUGGAACGCCAGCAACUUGAAGUUCGGGGACGAGUUUCUGGGAGAGCUGAGGGUCCCGCUGAAGGUGCUGCGGCAGUCCAGCCCCUACGAGGCCUGGUACUUCCUUCAGCCCCGAGACAACGGCAGCAAGAGCCUGAAACCGGGGGACCUGGGGUCUCUGCGGCUGAACGUGGUUUACACGGAGGACCACGUCUUCAGCUCUGACUACUACAGCCCUCUGCGGGACCUGCUGCUCAAGUCGGCGGACGUGGAGCCCGUGUCGGCGUCCGCGGCCCACAUCCUGGGCGAGGUCUGCAGGGAGAAGCAGGAGGCGGCCGUCCCGCUGGUGAGGCUCCUCCUGCACUACGGCCGCGUGGUGCCCUUCAUCAGCGCCAUCGCCAGCGCCGAGGUCCGGAGGACUCAGGACCCCAACACCAUUUUCCGAGGAAACUCGCUUACGUCCAAGUGCAUCGAUGAGACCAUGAAGCUGGCGGGCAUGCACUACCUGCAUGUCACCCUGAAGCCCACCAUAGAGGAGAUCUGCCAGGGCCACAAGUCCUGUGAAAUUGACCCUGUGAGGCUGAAGGACGGUGAGAGUCUGGAGAGUAACAUGGAGAACCUGCGGCAGUACGUGGACCGCGUCUUCAGCGUCAUCACCGCGUCGGGGGUGAGCUGCCCCACUGUCAUGUGUGACAUCUUCUUCUCCCUGCGAGAGGCGGCUGCCAAGCGCUUCCAAGACGACCUGGACGUGAGGUACACGGCUGUGAGCAGCUUCAUCUUCCUGAGGUUCUUCGCUCCAGCCAUCCUGUCUCCCAACCUCUUCCAGCUCACGCCUCACCACACAGACCCCCAGACGUCCAGGACGCUGACACUUGUCUCCAAGACCAUUCAGACUCUCGGCAGCCUGUCCAAGUCCAAGUCUGCCAGUUUUAAGGAAUCCUACAUGGCUGCAUUUUAUGAAUUCUUCAAUGAGCAGAAAUAUGCUGAUGCAGUGAAAAACUUCUUAGAUUUGAUCUCAUCCUCGGGGAGAAGAGACCCCAAGAGUGUACAGCAGCCCAUCCUGCUUAAGGAAGGGUUCAUGAUUAAAAGAGCGCAAGGGCGGAAACGCUUUGGGAUGAAGAAUUUUAAGAAAAGAUGGUUCCGCCUGACAAACCAUGAAUUUACCUACCAGAAAAGCAAAGGAGACCCGCCUCUCUACAGCAUCCCCAUCGAGAACAUCCUGGCUGUGGAGCCACUGGAGGAGGAGUCCUUCAAGAUGAAGAAUAUGUUCCAGGUCAUCCAGCCCGAGCGGGCGCUGUACAUCCAGGCCAACAACUGCGUGGAGGCCAAGGCCUGGACCGACAUCCUCACCAAGGUGAGCCAGUGCAACCAGAAGCGGCUCACCGUCUACCACCCCUCCGCCUACCUGAACGGCCACUGGCUGUGCUGCAGGGCCUCCUCGGACACGGCCGCCGGCUGCUCCCCCUGCACCGGCGGCCUCCCCGCAAACAUCCAGCUGGACAUCGAUGGGGACCGAGAGACAGAGCGCAUCUACACCCUGUUCAGCUCGUACAUGCGCAAGCUGGAGCAGAUGCAGGAGGCCUGUGGGAGCAGAUCCGUGUAUGAUGGGCCGGAGCAGGAGGAGUACUCCACCUUCCUCAUCGACGACCCCCAGGAGACCUAUAAGACGCUGAAGCAGGUCAUCGCGGGGGUAGGGGCCUUGGAGCAGGAGCACGCCCAGUACAGAAGGGACAAGUUCAAGAAGACCAAGUACGGAAGCCAGGAACACCCCAUUGGAGACAAGAGCUUCCAGAGCUACAUCAGGCAGCAGUCCGAGACCCCCGCCCAUUCCAUGUGACACCCACGGACCCUGUCCCAGAUGGGCCAGAGCUGCACCGGGAAAGCCCGUGUUUGGGAAGGAAGAGCCAGCUAGGUGCUCGCAGCAUGACAGGCAUGGAGCUCGUGAACCUCUGAGACACCUGGGCCAUUUCCAGAGCGGCCGUGCACCUGAUUCGUGCCAGUGGCAGGGGACCUAAGCUGGCCUUGCCAGAACUGGGUGCCGGUGACGCCGCAUCCUCGCAGAGCAUGCGCUCCUGUGUCGUGUGCACGUUUGCCCUGCUGGUCCAUGACUCCUGCCCUCUCCACCCGCCAGCUGCCACUUGGGGAACUGUGAGCCUUGUUCUUUUCCUCUGGGCACACAGCCUCCUGGUUCAGCUUGAUGUUGUCGUAGUUCCUGGCUGGAGGGUCAGAACUGCACGGAGAUGCCAGUUGAGGACGCUCUCGGUACUUAGGGGUACGGGUCCCUUUGCAGCGAGUUUCUGGGGGCCCUGGGCUUCAUUCCUGAGCUGGGAGCCCCUGGCCUGCUGCUGAGGUGCAUCCACGGCCUGUGGCUGCUGCGUGAGCCGGCGACAGGCUGAGCUAGGCAUCCUCCUGGCCCCCACAUCAGGCAAAGUUGUGUUGUUUGCUGUCAGUGGGGCUUAAUAGUAGAAUCCACACUUGCCACCGUUGUGGCAGUUUGGGGAAGACUAAAAUAGAAAAAUAAAAUAGCGUUAUUUUCAAGCUGUUUUUCUUAAUGUUUUUAAAGGACUGUUUUUAAUUAGCUCUUUGAUAUAAAGUAACUCAGAACAUCCAAACCUGUACCACUCCGGGGAGGUGCUACCACAGGACAGAAUGGGAAUGCGUGUGUCUCACGCAGCCGAGUAAAGGGCCUCCAGGGAAAAGGGGGGAGGGGACUCCUGGGCCUGCCGAUGCCGGGGACACUGGGGCCAGGAGCCAUGUUCACCGUCUGAAGCCGCUGGGGGCUGUCUGCCCAGUUUGCUCCUGGGGCUGGGGAUCCUCAUGAGCCAUUGCUGACUCCCUAACAGUCCUUGGCUGCAGCCCGACUUCGGAAAGGCCCCGUAGGACCAGGUGCUCUGCGCCUGUCAUUGUUCAGACUCCUAACCCAAGUGGCAGAGGGUAACAUUACCUGUUGUCACAAAAAUGGUGGAAGAAAUGUUGCCAAAAGGAAACUCAGAGCACACGGCUAUGAGGCUGCCCCGAACUGCAAUUUUCAACACGGAUUUGUAACUCAGUGUUUCUGUUUGUAAGAUACUAAUGAUUUGCGAUGUAUUUUACUGGCCGAUUAAAAUGGAUGUUUUAUUCUU